Clavispora lusitaniae ATCC 42720 is the source of this 1644-nucleotide messenger RNA. RefSeq names its product Cup2p (gene CUP2). The record is from RefSeq and is a predicted model, not a curated record. Gene Ontology annotation, cellular component: nucleus. Gene Ontology annotation, biological process: intracellular copper ion homeostasis; positive regulation of transcription by RNA polymerase II; intracellular iron ion homeostasis. Gene Ontology annotation, molecular function: copper ion binding; DNA-binding transcription factor activity, RNA polymerase II-specific; RNA polymerase II cis-regulatory region sequence-specific DNA binding. NCBI's taxonomy places the organism in Eukaryota, Fungi, Ascomycota, Pichiomycetes, Serinales, Metschnikowiaceae.
AUGGUGCUUUUGAACGGCGUCAAGUACGCAUGCGAGCGCUGUAUCCGUGGCCACCGUGUCAGCUCAUGUACACACACGGACAAACCCUUGACCAUGAUCAAGCCCAAGGGCCGCCCGGCGUCGCAGUGUCCCCACUGCCGCGAGCAGCGCAAAUUGAAAAACACCCACUCGAGCUGUAACUGCGGCAAAAAGGGCAAGUCGCCCGGACAGCAUUUGGCAUCGUGUUUGUGCCACAAAAACUCCCACUGCACGUGUCCCAGCAAGGACAAGAAGGCGCGUCCAAAGAAGCCCCUGGUGUCUGGACCCAACGACGAAACGGAGGCCGAGCGCGCCGCUGCCGGCCUGGGCUUCCUCAUUGAGGAUGUGGUCAUGCCGUUCGAGACCGACCAGGGCUUGUUGGACUUCUUUGGCACCAAACCGGAAGACUUGGCUGACAAGGGCUUGGCGUCCUUGGACCACAGCUACGUGCACCACCAGAGCGACCCUAGCUUCCCAGAGCCGCCCUCAGAUGCAGAGUUGGAUCUCAUGGAAAACAUGUUUCCGCUCUUUCCCCUCGUGGGCAACUGCCUGUUUGACAAUUCCAAGUCGUUGCCCUUGCUGCCAUUGCCUGACGACCGGCUGGCCGGUGGCCUCCUCGGGAGCACUAUCCAACUCAGUGGCAGCACUAGCCAGAUCAACGGUAGCCACAGUGCCAACGGUAGCCAGACCAAACUUGGCCACAAUGGUCCCAACGGCCAGAACGGCACGGCCAACCAAUCUACCUUCAAUCUCAAUGGGCAUGCAACUGGUUCCAACCAGGCCCAUUCUAACCAGGCCAACUCCAGCCAAUUGGGAUUGAAUGCUAGCAACUACCAGAGUACUCCGCUCCAUUCUAGUACCAGCCAACUCAGUAGCCAUGCCCAUGCUUCUUCUGCGUCGCUCGCCAGUCAGGCGCCAUACCAGCCCCGGCCGUUAAAGGCCUCGGCCUCGUUCAACUCAUAUGCUCAUGGCGCACGCCCGCGCCGCCCUGAGAGCCUGUUGUCUAUUACGUCGACGUCUUCCAACACCAGCAAGCAAAACUUGUUGGAGCUGACCCACCCUGGCAUUAGCAAGCUGGCAAGCACGACGGCGUUCCCGCCGUACCAGGCGACGGAAAACAACUCGUCUGAUGAUUUCAAUGGGUACUAUGACUCGUCGGGUGUUACGGACGGUCAUCUGUUUUCGGUACUCAAUGAUUAUGACGAGCUCUCGCGCAAUAUGCACAUGGGUACCACCACGCCACAACUGUCGCUUCCUUCCCGACAGCCACUGCAAUCGCGACGCAAAACUUCGCUUUCCAUGACGCAGUUCAUCCACAGCCACAACCAUGGUCACUUGACCAAGGAACAUUCCGUGGCGCCGCAUGUCACGUCGUCUGACACCGAGGGCUCGCCGCGGCACUUUUCGCCCUCGUCCGAGCAGGGCGCAUUCAAAAACGACACUGGGCUCCGCCAGGUGGAGGAAGACGUGAAGAAUGAAGAGGACUUGGAGCAUAAGGUCAAGCCGCGUGAUGAGACGUUGGCUACUCUCUUGGCGAAUAAUCCUGGCUUGAGCUUGGCCGAGUUUCUGGAGGCAACUUCCAUUCCAAUGUUUCUGGAAUUUGUCAACCCGGUAAAGCACGCUUAG